AUGCUUCCAGCCGCAAUGGACCCGUCCCAACACGGCCAUGACAGCGGCGAGCCUGUGUCAGCACAGACAAUCACGAUCCCGAUCAAGUUCGAGGAGAUAUCUUGCACUAUUUGUGGAAAUUUCCAGCUCUUACGCGAAACGAGCAACACUGUGGUUGCUCUUUUGCAUUUGGAUCAUGCUUCCUCGAACCAAAUUGCAAGAUUCAGGGGGGUCACUGGGUAUGACAGCGAUGCGCAUGAACAGCCCGGUAACCUUCACAAAACAACCACAUCGGUGACAAAAGUCAUUGUCAAGAGCUUCAAAGACGUUCAGGUGUUUUCCGACGAGGUCGAGGCGUACAGGAGGAUGCGCAGCAUCCAAGGGACCAUUGUGCCAGACUUUUAUGGGCCCGGCGAAGUUGACGGACUCCCUUCUAUUGUGCUAGAGUAUAUCGUCGGGUAUGACCUCUGCACGUAUCAGACCACUCUGGAGAACCUGCCAAAACUCGCUAGAGCAGUCGAGAACUGCUCGGUAGCCAUCGCGAAAUGUGGAGUUGUUCAAUGGGAUCCCAGGCUAGACGGUGUAAUUGUGGUCCGGCCUCCGACUCCAUGGUUGACUAUCAAGAUGAUUGAUUUCUCUCACGUCGAGUUUGACAAGAGUUUCGCCAUUGGGAUGAGCAAAGGGGGCAGCAAUUUCCUCAUUAGACGAUAUGCCGAGCUCAUGGGCUGGUCAUGGUCUAUAAACGCCAAGGAUUAUUGA
Molecule: messenger RNA, 738 nt
Organism: Dissoconium aciculare CBS 342.82
Lineage: Eukaryota; Fungi; Ascomycota; Dothideomycetes; Mycosphaerellales; Dissoconiaceae
Exons: 1
Coding region: 1-738 (245 amino acids)
Source: RefSeq, a predicted model, not a curated record